Homalodisca vitripennis (glassy-winged sharpshooter) is the source of this 589-nucleotide messenger RNA. RefSeq lists its product as uncharacterized. The transcript has 2 exons. Bases 187 to 516 code for a protein of 109 amino acids. NCBI's taxonomy places the organism in Eukaryota, Metazoa, Arthropoda, Insecta, Hemiptera, Cicadellidae. The record is from RefSeq and is a predicted model, not a curated record.
CUCUCUGGAUGGACGCAAGCCUAGUAAACGUUUCCCGCUAUGGCUCAUUCUACCUGAGCGGUAACCCAUGGUUGUGUAGCUGUCCUCUACUGGACAUGGUGCAAAGGCAAUCGACCUAGAGUUGUUGAUGCGGAUAGCGUCACAUGCAAGUUCCCUUACUCCCAGAGUUCCCAUCUCGUAAAGUACAUGAGCAGCCAAGACGUGCAGAUUGGUUGUCCUGUUCGCACAUUCUGGGACCGGGUGCAGGAUACUGCCGAAAAGGUGGAGGACGUGGAGCGCUGGUUCCGGCGACGUGGUGUCCACAUGUACACCAUCUACCAAGCCCUCAUAUGGAUACUAGUGAUUGUGGCGGCGGUAGUAGCCGUGCGUAUUCUGCUGCGGCGCCAGAAGAAGAACACUAAGGUUGCGCCAGCUCCGGCGGAAGUCCCUUACAACAUUCUUGAUGACAAAAUGUUGGGCAUAGAAACACGAACGAGGUGUUUCACAAAUAUACAUAUUACUGUACUAUUUAGAUAGUUAGUAACUAACAUAUUGUUUGUAUCUGGACAUAAACAAUUCUUAAUAUAUUAGAAAACAGAUUUUUAUUAUA